Messenger RNA from Klebsormidium nitens, 6842 nucleotides. The record is from the annotation of a GenBank genome assembly. NCBI's taxonomy places the organism in Eukaryota, Viridiplantae, Streptophyta, Klebsormidiophyceae, Klebsormidiales, Klebsormidiaceae.
AUGUAUUCAACCGCAGGCCCCAGCUCAGCUCUCAGCUCCUUGAGGUUUGCGGAGGAGCUAGAGGAUGACGAUUUGUACGACUUUUCGGACGUCCCAAACCAGGGGCCCGCUGCCCCAGUGUCCAGGCCCCCCCUGGUGCGAGAACCAAAAAGGCUUGGCAGCAGCAGCAGCCUGGCCAGCAUUGCUGAGUCAGCGGAAGAGGCGCUUGCAGAGAGUGGUGACAUCAGCGAUGAUGCGGCGUCUUCGAAGGGGUCCUCCCCGCUGGAAGGUUCACUUUCAGAGGCCUCGUUGAACUCUGGUGGUGAGGGGCAUUCACAUCCAGAGCUACAGCAGCAGAGAAUGGGUGUGAACAAGUUUGGGGGGGAUCAGCAAGCAGACAAUUUGGGGGGGGCCAUGGAGGAUCCUGUUGCAGAUGGGGAGUUGGCAUGCGAGGAAGAAGAGCUUGAAACUGACGACGAAGAUGUGCUGGAUAUGCUGGGGUUGGAGGACGUGGCGGGAGGGAACUUCGCAGAUGACAAGCCUGGGCUUGCAACACUCAAGGUCCUGCCACCACUAGGGAAGGGAUUGCCUCCCUUGAACCCCCUCGCUAGGCCUCCUUUCCGUCCGACCCCCCUUUUUGCCGGAGCCCCAUCACUGAUGGCUCCAACAACGGUUCUGCAAGACCUUCAGCCCAGCCUCAGAAAGGGGUCUCUGGGUGCUGAAAGCUGGGAAGAAGAUCUCAUGUUGACAGCUGGCAAGUCAAUGAAGACAGCUGUCGAAACAUCAGCAAUCGAUAAUAGCAACAGUCUUUGGAGUCAGACAGCUGGAGAAGGCUCGUUGGGAACCCCAGUAAGGGAAGCAAAUGCCCCAGCUGCCUCUGGUAGCAAACGGAGCGAGAGUCUGAGUGACUUGGAAGGGAACAGUUCCGUUGGGCGUUUGAGCUCUCUGGGGGAGGAGGUUGCCUCAGAAGAUGACGAAGUGGAAGGCGGUCUGUCAGGCGAGGAGUCGCCGCAAGGGGUAAAGCUGAGUGUAGGGAAGAGUGAAGGCAGCAAAACGAAGCAGGAGUCGAAGGGGGUUAGUGGUGGAGAGGAGUCAGGGGAUCCCGUUGGGGGUAGUUUUGAAGGUGAGGGACUCGAAGGCGAAGCAACCGAAGGUGGCAGCAUGGAAGAUGAGGAGUUAGAGGAGGGACUGGAUGAGAGGGAGGAUCACAGCUUUGAGAACGGUGAAUCUGGUCUGGCGGCCGAGUCUGACGGAGUUGAGGAGGGCGAACUAGUUGAGGGGGGAGCAAUUGGGGAAGACAGGUCCGAGCUAGACGAAGGCGGGUCCGAAAACGGGUUUGGCGAAGAAGGGGCAGACGAAGACGGCGAGGGGUUGGAAGAAGAGUUGGACGAAGAUGGUCCAAUUCCGGAUGGGAUUGAAGCGUUGGAGCUUCAAGCGCAGGGCUCGUCAGAUUCGGGGAAGCUGGGUGGGGUGAGUAAGGGGGCAAAGGUAUGGCCGUCUGCUUUCCAGUUGCCAGUCCUGACACACGCUCCUGAGCGAAGCUUUCCGGAGGGUUGGCGGGCCGGAGUGGUGUCAAGAAUGGGCGAGGAGCAGCCGGCUGUCGUGGAGAAGAAAGUGGAGGUCGACGGGCCGAUUUUAGGCGGAUCGGUUCUAUCAGCACGGAAAAUUGGGGAAGAGAUGGACCAGAGCAUCGGACGGCCACCACUGAUUGCGGGGACAGGUGGCGCGCUGGCGUUACUCGAGCGGAAGUUCGCGCAAGAGAAGCUGUUGGAGCUGCUGAGCGCGACACGGCAAGAUGCGGACAAAGGCAGCGAAACGGCGGAGAUAUUCGAAGACGAGAACGAGAGUGGGCUCAACAAUCCCUCGCCAGGGCUUGACUGGGGAGCUAUUGGUCGUGAUGCACCUGUUUCAGUUUCCACUACAAUAAGCAGAAUAGGAGCAACCCCCUUGGCGGCAGAGCCAAGCUUGGAAAAGGUCAACUUCCAGUCGGGUCGGGGCUUUGGACCGUCCAAGAGCGUUUCGGACGAUCCUUCAGAGGUCCCAGAGAAGUUAGAAGUUCUGGAAACUUUGAUGGGCUCGCUGAAGGAGCCGGGGGGGGCCACUAAUGCCGGAGUGAGCGACGUGGGCAGCUCCGUUUCCGUUCCGCUCUCCGUUCCCGGAUUGGGGAAUCUCAGCAGCACACAAAACGGUCUUCAAGAACCGGCAGGUCAGGAGAGGAACCCCGAUCCGCACAACCAGAAUGGUGUCGCAACUUCGGUGGUCCCCAUCGGAAAAUACCUCACCCCGAUUAGCCCUGGAUUAAUUCUACCUGUGCUCAAUCCGCUGAGCGAACGGAACACUAGCGGAACGGAAGCCAGCGCGUCCAGGACAGCCACACGGGUUUCUGAGAGCGGCAAAACCAGGGCAGGGAUUGAUCGGUCAGGGAGCCCGCUUCUUCAGCCAGAGGGGUUGCUGGGCUUGGCUCCAAAGUCCCCUCAAGCCGAAACAGCGUCAGCAGAGCGUCAGGCGCUGAUGCAUUUCCAGCGGGUUGAGAGCAGGAACAAUAAAGCGGACUGCAAUACGGAGGCCGGUUCCCAACUGGAGGAUUCCGUUGAGAAAGCGGUCGGAGAAGUGGGAGGAAGCGUUGGGUCGUCAGGAGCGGCGGGAAUGUCUGGUGAGGAUUCAGACGGGUCAGGAAACGGGGCGGAUUCAGCUGGUUUAAGGGGCCGGAAGGAUGACGAAGGCUUUGUAAAAAACAGCGAUGGGUUGGAAAACGGCAAAAGGGAAGACAGCUCGCCAGGUGUUAGUCGAAGUAACAAGGAGAAAGACCUAGACGUGGGCUGCCCUGUUUCUUCUGGAGGGGACUUGCGGAGCGCCCAGGGUCCACGUGUCGCUCUGCGGAGCACAGAAACCGCAGAGACGCCGGGCGGUUCUAGCGAGACGCAGCGGAUUGCGGACACGUGGAGCGGGGGGAAGCCGUGCGGAUUACGGCGGGAAGAAACUGAGGCAGUGUCAACUAGAAGCGGCGGCGAAAGCGGAGAAAAGGGGCUGGCCGUUUCUGAAAAGGCAACAAGCAGCCACGCAAUAGACAUUUCGGAAGGGAUCCCUCUCGCGGAGGGCCAAGCCGUGAAUGAAAGAGCCGGCAGCGCAUUUGUAAUGGCGCCUCUGGAGGGGUUGAGAUUCUCGUCGCCACCAGAGGCCCUGUCCGGCGAGCCGUUGGCUGGGGCGAAACACUCGAACUCCAGCUCUUCUGCCAGUCAAAAGGGCCUUUCUUCGACGGCUGCGGUUCCGCAAACUUUAGCCUCUCUCUUUCACAGGCAUGUCACCGCCUCGAAUCUACAGCCCGAGAACUCUGCAAGCCCUUCUCCGUUGAAGAGUACUGCGUCCCAAUCUGAUCGAGGGGCGACCAUGAUGGCUUCAGAUUACGUCGGCGGUCGCCCUAGCUCGAGCAGGGCUGGGGGAAUCUCCGUAAAAAGCAGCGAGUCACCAACGGAGGACGUUCAGCCGGUCCAAAUAGCGACGGCGGAGAAAGCGGGCGCCUCUGAGGCAAAGGAUGGAGUCUUUCCUAGUGCGCUUCAGCAGAAGGGGGGCCAGUCAAAGGUGGCUCCAACGGGGAAGAAAAGGGAUGAGGAACGUCGAGGUAGCUUAUGGGGGAGCCGCAUUAAAGACGAGUGCUCGGGGGAAAGUGACCGAGGAAACGUAAGCGGUUCGUCGAGGCGUCCAAGGAAAGAAGCUGGGCCCGGGGAAUGUUCCACCGAGGGAAGCACGGAGAAUCGAGACGUCAGCGAGUCGUCUAACGGCGGAAGCGUCAGCCCGCGGGAGGACCUGAAGCGAACGGACCGGGCUGCUGACGUCGUCCCCCGCAGUGUCGCUGACGUCGGUAACCACAGAGCGCCAGCGCAGCUCCGGGCGAGCUGCAGAGCCGAGCCUCGUGAGGUGGGCCGGCGCCCGGAAAACGACGUCAGUAGAAGCGGCAGGGCUCGAGAUGACGUCGGCAGGCAUCGUCUGUGGGGGGAGGCGGACGAGAAUGCUGACGUGGGCGAUUCUGAUUUCGGGGGAAGGCUUUUGAGUCGAGAGAUCCGCGAGUUGAGGAAGAUCCAGGAAGCGCGGAGAGCGGCGGAGAAGGAGCGGCUAGGAGCGGCGGUCAGUGCGCUGCAGGAGUGGAAGACCGCAAACGGCGGGGCGGGCACCUCGAACGGCAAUGAACGCCGCCGAAGCUCCCAGCGCAAGGCGGUCAAGCGUGGCCACGUCAUCUCUGACGUCAGCUCCGAGUUCAGCUUCGAAAGCCCGAUCCAAAGCGACGCCCCGAUCCGGAGAAUGCUCCAUGCGCCGCCGUUAGCUGAGCCGCGGGGUUUGGAGGUUUCGAGGGCCGCGGAGAGGGCGGCCGCGGACGCGCUCGAGAGCGCCCACGUGGCGACGUCCCGCGCGGCCGAACUGGAGCAGGCGCUCGCGCGCAAGGAGCGCGAGGUCGCGCGGCUGGCGCGCGUCGCAGAAGGCUUUAGCAGGGGCGCCGGCGCGGCCGAGCGCGCGCUGCAGGCGGAGGUGGCGGAGAUGGCGCGCGAGCGGGACGGGGCGCUGCAGGAGAGGAAGGCACUUCUGGAGCAGCUGGCAAGAAGGGACCGACAGCUGACAGAACGCUGCGACGAGGUGGAUCGGCUCAAGUCGGCCUUUGCCAAACUGGCGGACCAGCGCGCGGCGGAGAGCGCGCGCGCAGAGGACGCCGCAAGGGCGCGCGAGGUGCGCGUCCGCGAGCUGGAGGAGGGUUUGAGGGUUUCGGAGAGGCUCAGGGCCGAGGCGGAGGUUGAGAUGCGAACACAUCAGGAGCGUCAAUCGCACUUUACCGCAGAGAGGAAGCGCCUUUCGGACGCCCUGACGGCCUCCCAAGCGUCCGAACAAGGCCUCGUCCAAAAGUUGGACGCUCUGCAGUCGCGGCUUUCGGACGCUCUCUCCGCCGCACGGGCGUCCGAACAGGGCCUCGUCCAAAAGCUGGACGUCCUGCAGUCGCGGAUAGACGCCUCGUCAGAAACUAGGUUACGGGCGUCCGAAGCUGCUAACACAGCCUUAACCCAGAAAGUGGAGGGUUUGCUGACCAAGAUCUCGGCGCUGGAGGCGGAGCUGCGGCACGUGGCGCGCCCGAGAGCUCGCCGCGUGGCACCUGCAGAGGAUGUUGCAAAUAGGGCGACCCUGAAAGAGCAGGAAGAGUCGGUAGAGUCGCCAAAAAGCGUGAGCGGUCUGCUGAGCGACGGAGAGGAAGAGCCGCUAACAGGAAAUCUGGAACAAAGCCGCGUAUCGAAAACGGUCAAGUGGCCCAAACCCGGUCAGUUGGCGGCCUCCAAUCCGCAAACGACGCACGCAGAAGAAAGCCCUGAGCAGAGUGCAAGUCAAGAAGAGCCGCUUACUGAGACAUCGGGUCGUAGGGCCUCGACUGAGUGGAACGAGCGACUGGUGCAGUCUGACGGGGAGGGUCAGGUGGGGGGAAGAAGCGGAAACAGGGCCUCCGGCGAAAAGGUGGCGGAAUUAGAACGGGAAGUGAAACAACUGAGAGGGGCGCUCAACGUCGCCAAGGAGGGGCAACAGGCGGGUCGUGGCAAGUACGCGGCUCUGCUGCGAAACCUGCGGACCUGGAUGGAGGGUCGCCGUUACAUGGCCAAGACGGCCCCCCAGUUGACCGCUCUGAUUCCGCUGCUGGCCUGGCGGAACCUACCGGCCGAAACCAACCGGAUGCGGGCGCGGUGGCACCAUCUGGCGGAGGGCCUGUGCGCGGAGAACGCCGAGUCUCCACAGCGCCAGUCGUUCGUUUCGCGGAUGUCACGCUUACGUCACCACCGGCGCUGCCUGAGCGCCCACGUGGACCGCCAGUCGCUGCUCGCCGCGCUCCGCGUUUGGCGUGCGGAAGUGACGAGCGGAGAAGCGCGCGCGGCCGGUGAGCGCGCGCGCGCGCGCGAGGAGGAGCUCGAGCGCAUCACGUGCGCGCUACCCUGGUGGGUGCGGCGCGUGAGCGAGCGCGCGGCGCUCGCGCGCUUCUUCCUGCACUGGCGGCUGGCGGGCGUGACGGGAAAGCGCCAGGGUUUGGAGGUUCUGCAGAGAGAGAGCGAGCCGGAGGCGGAUCCCGGUCACCGGAAGUCUCUGGAAGAGCAUCCGCGGAAGAGGAAUUCCGCUGAAGAAAUGAGCUUUGUGGAAGUUCCAAGGGAUAUAAAGGCAGCUUCUAUGGCGGAAAGCGGAGCUCCGGCGGAAGAGCUCAACGGAAUGCUGGGCGCGGACGGAGGAGACGCAAUCCAGGUUGAGCUGCGGGCCAUACGGGAGAUGGUGCAAGAGCGGCUGCUGGAGCUGAGUCAACAUGACGAGCUUUCAACGGACGUCCCCGAAAAGAGGCCGGGGUGCGCCCAGAAAGCGUCUGUCUCGGACGGCUUGCACAUGUGCCAGAGCCAAAAAGACGUCAUUCAGCACCUCAUAACCAUCCUGACGGACCUGCAAGACCGGGCCACCGGCGGUGUAACGCCCGCGGCAGCGUCCGCAGGAGCGUUACAGACACCAGUGCGGGAUGAUGAAACGACCCCUGAGAUGGAGAUGAAGAAAGAAAACGAAACCGGAAGCUUUGGAUCGAGGCUAGCGCAAGGCCACGUUGAAGAGGAAGAGAGAAACGUUAAAAUCUCGUCCGAGGAAAGGGCGGACGAUGCAGCGCGUGUCGAGGUCAAAGUAAUAGAUUCUGCCAGGCAGAGUGCUGCCGAGCAAAGAGGGGGCGGUAGAGAGAAAGGUAUUGAGUUAAAUGCAACGCAUACUCGCCGGCGGAUAUUGCGGGGGACGUCGAGGUUGAGCGGGAAAGGAAGAACAAGACACUGGGCACCUUAACGAAGAGACUGGGAGAGGAUUCGCUCACAUGAAAG